GAUUUGUAAGCAAAGCGUCGUGGCGACGUGAACUCAGCCUGUCACGAGCGGAGAGUUAUUUGUAUUAUCGUGUGUGUGCGCGGAUGUAAGCGUAUAGGGGGUGUGCGUGCUUGAGUGCUUGUUUGCGGGACAACGAGCGUUCUGUGCGCUGAUGUUUAACGCAAAGCUGGCGGACUUCGACAUGGCGUCCGGCGAAACGCUGUACAUAGAGGCCGACGGCACGGAGAUGCCCGCGGAGAUCGUGGAGCUGCACGAGAUCGAAGUGGAAACGAUCGAGACGACGGUGGUCGGCGGUGACGAAGACGAUGAGCACCAGCCCAUGAUCGCGCUGCAGCCGCUGGUGACCGACGACCCGAGUCAGGUCCACCACCAUCAGGAAGUGAUCCUGGUCCAGACCCGAGAGGAGGUGGUCGGCGGGGACGAUUCGGAUCUCCGGGCGGACGACGGCUUCGAGGACCAGAUCCUCAUACCGGUUCCCGCGCCCGGAGCGGAGGAGGAAUACAUCGGGCAGACUUUGAUGACAGUCGCGGGGAAAAGUUCCGUGGGGCGGAUGGGGAAGAAGGCGGGCUCGGGCGGCAAAAAAGCUGGCAAAAAGAGCUACCUGAGCGCGGCGGAGGGCACCGGGAGAAAAUGGGAGCAAAAGCAGGUGCAAAUCAAGACGCUGGAGGGGGAGUUCUCCGUCACGAUGUGGGCAUCGGAUGAUAAGAAGGACAUUGAUCAUGAGACGGUGGUCGAGGAGCAGAUCAUUGGAGAGAAUUCUCCUCCUGAUUAUUCUGAAUACAUGACAGGGAAAAAACUUCCUCCUGGAGGAAUCCCGGGAAUCGAUCUUUCAGAUCCCAAACAGUUGGCUGAGUUUGCCAGCCCCUUCAGUAAGAGUCCUGUUCGAAUGAAGCCGAGGAAGAUCAAGGAGGACGACGCCCCUCGAACCAUAGCCUGUCCACAUAAAGGCUGCAGUAAAAUGUUCAGGGAUAAUUCAGCCAUGAGGAAACACCUCCAUACUCACGGCCCGCGGGUUCACGUGUGCGCCGAGUGCGGUAAAGCCUUUGUGGAGAGCUCCAAACUAAAGCGUCAUCAGCUCGUUCACACCGGAGAGAAGCCCUUUCAGUGUACUUUUGAGGGCUGCGGGAAACGCUUCUCGCUGGACUUUAACCUCCGGACACACGUCCGCAUUCACACCGGGGACCGACCCUACGUUUGCCCGUUCGAUGGCUGCAAUAAAAAAUUUGCUCAGUCCACUAACCUCAAAUCACAUAUUCUGACACACGCGAAGGCCAAAAACAACCAAUGAGAGCCUGCGUUGCGUUUACGUCCUACAACCCCCGACACUGAACGCGACUUAAUGACGGGGGCACGAACCGAUGCUCUGCUCGGUCGCUUACGAAGAAUCCAAUGGAAGAACUUAAAGGAACUUCAGUAGCCGUUAAAGACCCCUCCGUUCAAACGGACAUCUCGACCCGGCUUCUCCUGCUUUAGGAGCUCAACCGGACCGAGACGGACGUUCCUGAAGCUCUUCUGUUCAAUACGACAGCGCAUUUCAGAUGAUAAACUCUCCCACAGAUGAAGCUUUUUACUACGACGACAGAUCGUUCAGACUGGCUAAUUUUUUUCCACUUUUACUUCAAUCUCUCUGCUCUUCAUAGAUGUAUAGCUUUUAAUUUUGUAAUACUUAAAAGUGUGCAUAUUGUACACUUAUUUUUUGGGAUAUGUUUAGUAUGAUCAUGAAUAUUCCCUGAGAAGUAAAGAGUGUGGUGACUUGAUCCUCACAGGCGAGGUGAUGAUGAGUUACUGUAAGAUGAGGCUUAAAGUAUUUUUAUGUAUCUUUCUUAGUGUUGUUUUGUAUGGUUGUACUGGAACGAUGAAAUGCUGGUGUGAGAUUGAGUUUUCUGCUUUAUAGUCAUGGGUUUCUGAACUGUAGCACAUGAAAAGGAUGGGUUAGUUAGUUGUUUCUCAUCACAGUAAACUGCAGUGUUGUUAACUCUCAAUGCUUAUCUUUGUUAGGAUCUAUCAACCUUAUCCUUUGUUAAUAUUUACACCUCACCUGUACUUCAGUAUGCUAAAAUUAAAAAAAGGGAAAAGAUGAUUUCUCACAGAUUAAUUUGGGUGAAUGUUUCUAGUAAAUUAAUUUGCAGUGUUAAACCGCUGCGGUGGUGCCAAAACUAGCUUUUUUUGGGGGGUUGACUUUCGUUAAUGAUCGCAAGUGCGCUUUGAAAGAAAUUUGUUAAAUUGAAUUUGAUAAUAGAUGAAAAUGUAUUGUGAUGGUUGUGAACUUCAGUGGAUCUGCACUUUAAACCGUACACAUCCCCUCGUGUUUAUUAAUAUAUAUUGAGGAAAAUAUUAAACUUGUGCUUCUUUAAAGACAAAUGAAACUAUGGUAGGGUUUGUUAUUUGUGGUCAAGUGAACACAGCAGAGUUUUAUUUUCAUUUAUUUGUCUGAGCGGACGUCAUUUUGUGCACUGUUGUUUAGAAUGAAAACUGACAAUUUACUCAAAA
This is a messenger RNA of Paramisgurnus dabryanus, 2490 nucleotides long. It is a transcript of the gene yy1b, whose product is annotated as YY1 transcription factor b. The record is from RefSeq and is a predicted model, not a curated record. Gene Ontology annotation, biological process: regulation of transcription by RNA polymerase II. Gene Ontology annotation, molecular function: DNA-binding transcription factor activity, RNA polymerase II-specific; RNA polymerase II cis-regulatory region sequence-specific DNA binding. Lineage: Eukaryota; Metazoa; Chordata; Actinopteri; Cypriniformes; Cobitidae. Gene Ontology annotation, cellular component: transcription regulator complex; PcG protein complex; chromatin.